AUGACGGCCAAUUCGAUUCCCAGCCUGUUGGGCCUACCGGAGGAAUUGCGGAUGAUGAUUUGGACUUUAGUCGUGCCAGAACGCAUGGUAAAGUGCUUUCGCAUCACGUCUCACAUCAUUCGUACCGGUUCCUUCUACGGCAACGGCACACUCUGGUGCACUGGUGGCAGUUGCUCGUCGCAAACCCCGGACCAUCUGGGACAUCAAGGCCUACGACAAUGGGCCAAUCCAUUACUACCUCUUAUUCUCAUCAACAAGCAGAUGAAGCAGGAGAUCAACAGCUUAUCCAUCAAGCUUAUGCCCACCCUGGUGUUCUGUAGUCAACCACACGCAUGGUCGUUCUUCUUUCGGUUCAACAAAUUGGCACUACCAGCUGACAUGGGUGCGCCUUCCGCGUACAAGAUCCGCAAAGAUAUCCGUUUCGACAGCAUAUAUCACCACAAUGGCGAGACGGUUGAAAUGGUCAAAGCUCGUGUUGACCGCGCCCUGGAGAUCACACUUGAGGAGAAGUUCGGGAUACAAGACAUCCCAUCGUCGGAACGGGAGGUCACUUACUUGGCGGAGCAUGAGCGUCGCUUCUCCUGGGAACCCCUGCAAUGCAUGGGUACUGUGGGGUCCGACUUACGGAGACUGGGAGAGGGAUCAUGGAGGGUCGAGAAGAAGUUUCGGACGAAGCACUGUCUUUGCGAUCGAGACGAAUGCUCUGCGGAGGAUCGCAACCCUUGA
Messenger RNA from Cyphellophora attinorum, 726 nucleotides. RefSeq lists its product as uncharacterized. The record is from RefSeq and is a predicted model, not a curated record. NCBI's taxonomy places the organism in Eukaryota, Fungi, Ascomycota, Eurotiomycetes, Chaetothyriales, Cyphellophoraceae. The transcript has a single exon. The coding region runs from base 1 to 726 and encodes 241 amino acids.